Python bivittatus (Burmese python) is the source of this 1007-nucleotide messenger RNA. NCBI's taxonomy places the organism in Eukaryota, Metazoa, Chordata, Lepidosauria, Squamata, Pythonidae. The record is from RefSeq and is a predicted model, not a curated record.
CGCUGCUGCUGCUGCUUCUUCCUCGGGGGCGCGCGCGCCGUCCUCCAACGGCCCCCCCCGUCCCCAGCCGCUGGGCCAAGAUGGCGGCGCUGAGCAAGUCCAUCCCUCACAACUGCUACGAGAUCGGGCACACCUGGCACCCCCACUGCGGGAGGGCCUUCAUGCACGUCACCCAAGGGGCGCUGGGAGAGUCGCUCCGCAUCUAUGGGACCCUUUACCUGAUUGCUGCAAUUCUCCGGAAACGAAAACUUGAUUAUUAUUUGAACAAGCUGCUUCCUGAAAUCCUGCAAUCAACAUCCUUUCUUACAGCAAAUGGAAGUCUCUACAUUCUGUUUUUCUGCACUUUAAGGAGAAUACUUGGAAAAUUCUAUUUUUGGUCUCCUGGUUUUGGUGCUGCUUUACCAGCGUCCUAUAUAGCUAUUCUUAUUGAAAGGAAGAGCAGGAGGGGUCUGCUUACAAUUUACAUGGCUAACUUGGUGACUCCUUCUUCCAAGGAUGAAGGAAACUUUUGAUUGUUCAGCAGCUAGACUGCAUAUUUCCAGAAAUGGAGGACCAACAAUUAUUUUUUUUACCUGGGAGCUGUGGGAGAGCCCUUAAUGUGACUUAACAACACUUCUGUGUAUUAAAAGAUUGACCAACAUGUCUGAAGGCUACACACAAAGGCUUCCUCAUUUUUCUGUCUCCUCCUUCCCCUUCUCCGCCAAAUCUUGCCUGGUGAAAAGUUCUUAGAAGCAAUACCGUUUUCUAAACUUUGAAUUAGCCAGUGAAAGUACUGCCUCAGUACUGUAUUUGGAUAUUGGUUUGUUCCUUGUGAGUAGCAUACCUGCUUUUCCAUGUAAUACUGUAUAAAAAUGGUAUUAAAAUAAGUUGAUGUUUAGUUCUAAAAUGGGAGGUUUUCUUCCUUUAUUAUUGUAAUGGAAUUUGUCUGCCUUUUAUAAGAUAGCAGUCUUAAAGUAAAAUCUGAGUUUAAUAUAAGUACCACAGGAUGUUUGCUUCUUUAUUUCUUC